UGCUGUCUUUUAAAUGCCGUCUUUUAAAGGUUAAUCUUGAAGUUUUUUGUUGCCUUCUGGUCUGAAGAAUCUCCAGCUGCUCUGAUGAUAGCUUAAGAAGAUUGCAUGCUGUUCCCUCUCAAUGCCAUGCCAGGUCCCCUCGGAACCUCGGAUCUCAGUCCGUCAUGGAGACCAGGUCCCAGCAGGAGUGGCAGUGGAGGAAAUUGGCAUGCAGAUGGUUCCUCCACGUGAAGUGGUCUCGGGCUAUGGGCCGACAGGAGAACACCUGGUAACCAGGCUCACCCUCUGUCAGUCACCCAGGGCAGGGCGGCAUGGUGCGGAUUCAGAGGAGGAAGCUUUUGGCAUCCUGCCUGUGCAUCACAGCUACCAUCUUUCUGCUUGUCACACUCCAGGUAGUGGUUGAGCUGGGAAAAUUUGAAAGGAAGAAGUUUGGAGAUACCAAUCUGCGAGAUGGGCGCGCAAAAAUGGAGGAAGAGCCUACCGGUCCCUACCCUCUCCCUAGGAACGACGCUCUGCCCCUGAAUAGGAAGAAAAUGUUGGAAGCUGACAGCUACCCUGUCAUGCUCUGGUGGUCCCCACUGACUGGGGAAACUGGCAGGCUGGGCCGCUGCGGAGCAGAUGCCUGUUUCUUCACGGUCAACCGGACCUACCUGCAUCAUCCCACGACCAGAGCGCUCCUCUUCUAUGGUACUGACUUUAACAUAGAUAGCUUACCUCUGCCUCGGAAAGCCCAUCACGACUGGGCCCUUUUUCAUGAAGAGUCGCCGAAGAACAAUUAUAAGCUCUUUCACAAGCCAGUCAUCACUUUGUUCAACUACACUGCCACGUUCAGCCGGCAUUCCCACCUGCCACUAACCACCCAGUACCUGGAGGGCAUAGAAGUCCUGAAGUCACACCGAUACCUGGUCCCUUUGCGGUCCAAAAACAACCUUCGAAAAAGACUUGCUCCGCUGGUGUAUGUCCAGUCAGACUGUGACCCGCCGUCAGAUAGGGACAGCUAUGUUCGGGAGCUGAUGACUUACAUUGAGGUCGAUUCCUACGGGGAGUGUUUACACAACAGAGAUCUCCCUCAGCCGCUGAAAACUCCAGCCUCCAUGGAUGCCGACGGCUUCUACAGGAUCGUGGCACAGUACAAGUUCAUCCUUGCUUUUGAGAACGCGGUGUGUGAUGACUACAUCACCGAGAAGUUCUGGAGACCUCUGAAACUGGGGGUGGUCCCUGUGUAUUAUGGGUCCCCCAGCAUCACGGACUGGCUUCCCAGUAACAGAAGUGCCAUCCUCGUAUCCGACUUUUCCCACCCUAGAGAACUGGCGCGUUAUAUCAGGCGGCUGGACGAUGAUGACAGGCGUUACGAGGCCUACGUAGAAUGGAAGCUGAAGGGUGAGAUCUCGAACCCGCGACUCCUCGCAGCUCUCAGGGAACGGACAUGGGGAGUGCAGGACGUCAGCCAGGACAACUACAUCGAUGCCUUUGAGUGCAUGGUGUGCAGCAAGGUGUGGGAUAACAUGAGGCUUCAGGAAAAGGGCUUAACACCCAAAAGGUGGAAGGCAGAUGUCACGCACCUGAGCUGCCCGGCGCCCACGGUGUUUGCUUUCUCGCCGGGGGCCCCUCGCCAGCGCUCCCCGCGAGAGAUGUGGGUCCCCAGCUUCCAGCAGUCCAAGAAAGAAGCCCGGGCGCUGCGGUGGCUGGUCGACAGGAAUCGAAACUUCUCGGCUCAGGAGUUUUGGGGCCUAGUAUUCAAGGACUAAUUUCAAAAGGUGUCGGAAAGAUAUAGAUGGCAGAGUUCUUGAGGCUUAUUUCCUAGGUUGCCUUACUAUUUGAAUAUCAUAGUUACUGUGUGGACUAUCCUUGGGGUAAGAGUUGCUGCAGAACUCACAAUGAGUUCCAUGAAGAGUAGAUAUGAACCACCCUCAGGGGUCACCUCUAUAUUUUUUAUACUAAAAAGGUCAAUACAGUAGCCCCCCCUUAUCUGUAGUUUCGCUUUCCAUGGUUUCAGUUACCUGCGGUCAACCACAGUCUGAAAAUGUUAAGUGGAAAAUCCAGAAAGAAACAGUUUGUAGGUUUCAGAUCCUGGGAGUCCGAGCGGCUGAGGAAGUCUCGCGGGCCCGGCUCAGCCCCGCGGGCCGGGGCCGCCCCUUCCCGGCUUCUCCGGCUGCAGGCGCGCUCUGCGAGCCCCAGGUACCAGGUGGGUGUCUCAUGCUGGCAUUUAAGUCACCCUUAUUUUAGUUACUAAUGUCCCCAGAGUGCAGGAGUAGUGGUGCUGGCAAUCGGGACAUGCCACCGAGAAGCCAUAAAGGGCUGCCUUGCAGUGAAAAGCCAAAAGCUCUCAACUUCAGGCAUUUUAUCAUCUCACAUCAUACGAAGGGUGAGUACAGUGCAAUAAGAUAUUUUGA
This is a messenger RNA of Miniopterus natalensis, 2393 nucleotides long. It is a transcript of the gene POFUT3, whose product is annotated as protein O-fucosyltransferase 3. The record is from RefSeq and is a predicted model, not a curated record. Gene Ontology annotation, molecular function: alpha-(1->3)-fucosyltransferase activity. Lineage: Eukaryota; Metazoa; Chordata; Mammalia; Chiroptera; Miniopteridae. Gene Ontology annotation, cellular component: Golgi membrane.